Molecule: messenger RNA, 1799 nt
Organism: Pogonomyrmex barbatus (red harvester ant)
Lineage: Eukaryota; Metazoa; Arthropoda; Insecta; Hymenoptera; Formicidae
Source: RefSeq, a predicted model, not a curated record
ACAAGGAUAAAUUAUCACUCUAGUUGUUAGAAGUAAGCGAUGUUGUGAAAAGAAAGGAAACCACUUCAACCUUCAAAAAGGGUUGAAAAUUCGAAUCAAGAAGAAAAAGAAGAAGCAAGCGAUGAAACGACGUUAACGGAUCCUUACUUUUUUUUUUGUUAGCGUUGUUACACUUCAAAUAUGGUUGUCUAUUGAAUUAAUGUUUAGUGAAGUUUUUUUUAUAUAUUAUACAAUUCGAAGAAUGGAUCUUUGCGAAUGGCGAGUUGCUGGAUGAACGCAGAAUAUGCAAUCAACGAAAUAAAGACGCUUUGCGGUUGUUGACUUUUUUAACGCCAUUUGCAUAGAGAAUUCACUCCCGAUGUUCAUUUCUACCAAGAUAAAUAGAUCAAUUUUAAUCUCGAUUUAAUUUAUUUUUUAUGUUUUUUAAUUUUAUGAAUUACACCCAAUUUUUUCAUUAUAUUUAGUUAAUUUUAAUCUCAGUACAAUUUACUUUUUCUCCAUAAUCCAUAAAAUUAAAGAAAGAUACAAAUUAAGUUAAAUCGAAAUUAGAAUUAAUCUACAUCGGUAGAAAAGAGCAUUAGAAAAAGAUAGAGUAAAUUAAAUCAAGAUUAAAAUUAAUAGAUAUCGAUAGAAAUGGAUACGAGGGAAAUUGACGCUUCACGGACUGCCACGGGCGCUUUCAAAGAUUUAAAGAUAUCUGAGAAUUCUGCGGACUCCAGUCUUGACGAUGAGAAGGAGGAAGGAAAACAGAGGAUACGCGACGACAGAUCGAGCGGAAUAGCAAGAUGUUUGAAGGUGCUCUUCUGUUGCGUGAAACGCGAGUCAUCCGUGGAGGAAAUUGAGUACGAUCCUGACGAGUAUGAUUACAUCGUCGAGAAGCUCGUUGUGAGACGUGUACCACUUGCACUCUUCGCAAUACCGGCCGAUCUCAUGGAUCGGCGCAGAUUCGGUGUAACAAAUCAUUCUUCACGAUCGACGUUCUCGUCCUCAUUCAGUAGAGACGCACAAAACACCGCGCGAGAAAUGCCGCAUCUUGUCAGGAUUGCGUGCGAUUCUGCGACGAACAAAGCCUUGCUUUGUAAAGAUAAAUGUCAAGACCCGAUUGAUGGAAGCUAUCAAGAGAAAUAUUCGAUUCGACGUGAGGGGAUUCUGAGUAGAUUCAGUGCUCUGUAUCCGGAUUUGAAGUCUAAGAGUCCUCUCAAAGAUCCUCUGAAUUUUUCACAGGGCGGACGGCUAUUCACGGAGGAUUUCUCUGAAAUAUCAUCCAGCACGAGAACUGAUGUUUCCUCCAGAACAACGUCUUCCAUGGCCGUCUCAAACGAUGCUCCAAUUCGAGAUGAUUUUAUUUGUCGCAAAUCAACUGAUUCUCUUUUCAAAUUUGCGAAAAAAACGAAUGAUAAAUCGCGAGCAAAAAAGAAUGAUGCAGUGCAAGAUGUAUCCAGAAAAGAGCAGGAUAAAUUCAUUCCUAAACGAAUCCAAAAAUACGUAGUAUUACCGUUUCAAGUGCGAAGAGGUUCUUUCGACCCUGCGAAAUCGAAGGCUAUCAUCGGAGAUCUUGGAGUAGACGGCAAAUCGUUAUCGUAUGUCGACGAAUUUGUGAAGAAUAAACCCUCGGAGUCAACAGAGUCAACAGAGAAUGUGAAAAAUCGCGACUUGGGGUCAAAUACAGCAGUUAGAUGGCGAAUUACCAUUAAACGCCAACGCGCGAACGCGAUUCCUGAACACGUCGUUUCCGAGGAAUGCUUUUUUUUCAAGCCACGUUUUCUAGAAGGAAAAAUGCAAUGAGAACCUAAUCUCCA